GCAGGCGCGGGUCACUUGACGGCGGGGCGGGGCGGGGCUUCGGCGUGUUGCGCAGGCGCAGAUCGUGGGCGGCGGGUCACCUGACCCCCAGGGCCUCCUUCGAGUGUUGCAGCCGUUGAUUUAGGCCGUUCUUUCGGCCGAGAGUUCCCGCAGCGAUGGCGAGUCAGUCGCAGGGCAUCCAGCAGCUGCUUCAGGCCGAGAAGCGGGCGGCCGAGAAGGUGUCCGAGGCCCGCAAGCGAAAGAAUCGGAGGCUGAAGCAGGCCAAAGAAGAAGCCCAGGCUGAGAUUGAACAGUACCGCCUGCAGAGGGAGAAGGAGUUCAAGGCCAAGGAAGCUGCGGCACUGGGGUCCCAUGGCAGUUGUAGCAGUGAGGUGGAGAAGGAGACCCAGGAGAAGAUGACCGUCCUCCAGAACUACUUCCAGCAGAACAGGGAUGAAGUCCUGGAUAACCUCUUGGCCUUUGUGUGUGACAUCCGGCCAGAAAUCCAUGAAAACUACCGCAUAAACGGAUAGGAGGUGGAAGCACUGCCUUGUGGGUUGGCAUGGGAGAUGCCCGAAAAGAGUAGGAAAACCUCCCAGAGCUCGAGUUCUGUUCAGGAAGGCAUUAAAAUUCACUAUGCUGUUGUAGAUCUUUUCACUUGUUGAGAGUAUCAAAUCUAGCUUUUUGUAUAUCUUAGUAAGUACCUGAAGUUCCAUCUUUUUACCUUGUGUGUCUUUAAGGAGUAUAUGUUUUCUGUGUGUUUGUACAAGCAGCAGGUAUCACUGUUGAUUUUUCUUAUUAGUCUAGUAGGAAAAAAAAUUCUUUGAAGAAAGAAAGGGAAUAAAUUGUUCCCUUCCACUUUCUUAAAGGGUCAGGGGCGUUAUCUAUGAAAAAGUAGUAAAUAGCAUUUGUAACUCCUAUGAAGCAGCAGCCAGCCUUACAGUAGUCCAUUCUGGCUAAUUUAGGACAGUGGAUGUGCUUGUUCAGGCUGCUGUUUGUGUACCUUAACCCAAAUUACUAGAUACUAGGACUCGAGAAUAUGUUACAUGUUAUUUGGUGUGCUUGUAAUCAUUUAAAAGUAAAACUUUGUCUUGCCUUUCA
This is a messenger RNA of Peromyscus leucopus (white-footed mouse), 1080 nucleotides long. It is a transcript of the gene Atp6v1g1, whose product is annotated as ATPase H+ transporting V1 subunit G1. The transcript has 3 exons. Gene Ontology annotation, cellular component: vacuolar proton-transporting V-type ATPase complex. The record is from RefSeq and is a predicted model, not a curated record. Bases 156 to 512 code for a protein of 118 amino acids. NCBI's taxonomy places the organism in Eukaryota, Metazoa, Chordata, Mammalia, Rodentia, Cricetidae. Gene Ontology annotation, biological process: proton transmembrane transport. Gene Ontology annotation, molecular function: proton-transporting ATPase activity, rotational mechanism.